This is a messenger RNA of Paramuricea clavata, 1423 nucleotides long. NCBI's taxonomy places the organism in Eukaryota, Metazoa, Cnidaria, Anthozoa, Malacalcyonacea, Plexauridae. The record is from the annotation of a GenBank genome assembly.
AUGUACUACCCUAUGAAACAACCAUAUGGCUUUGCACUCAUCAUUAACAUCAAAAGUUUCGACGGUAGAACUGACAAAGAUGUUGAAUUAGAUGAACGAACUGGUUCUGAUGUUGACGUAAAGAAAUUGCAAGACUUGUGGGAUCAACUGGGCUUCGAAGUACGAACGCACGUAGAUUUGAAAGCUCAUGAAAUUUACGGCGUGGUUCGCAAAAUGGCAAAUGCCGAUGCACUUCAAAAUUCAAGCUGCUUUGUGUGCUGUAUUAUGACUCAUGGUGAUAUGGGCGUGGUUUACGGUUCGGAUUCCAAGUCUCUUGACAUUAAGGAUAUCAUAGAUUUAUUUAAACAAGACAAUUGUUCAGCUUUAACUGAGAAGCCUAAGCUUUUUUUUAUCCAAGCUUGUAGGGGAUGUCAGGGUAGCCCUCCCGGUAUGCCAGAGAUCAAGCCAACACCAGAGUUGGAUGCCAGUGCUUUGUCCGAAGCAGAUGGUGAUGUUGAUUGUGACCACAUAAACGAUUCAACAUUUAGUCGUAGUGCUGAUCCAAGUGAAGCUCAUUUUUUAAUUGGAUAUUCAACAGUACCAGGUAAUCAAAGAUGUAUAUUCUCCUGUCUCUUGUUAUGGGCGCCGCAAGCGCAUGCGAGAAUUUCACUUAUUUCACUCGCGGAGGAUAGUGUGGAAAACCUAGUUCCUUAUUUUCGUGGAUGCGUAGUUUAUUCAAAGAAACAUCCGAAAAUCAUAUUACAAAUUGGAAGGAGUUAGGAGUUUAAUGCCACUAAUUAAAUAAAAAAAAAUUCAAAAUUUGCGUCAACAUAUUAAUCUUUUAGGCAAAAAUGUUUAACCAGUAUACAUCAUCUACAACUUUUCCGUUCUGUGGUGCCUUUCCUGAAAGAACUGUUUCUAGCGUCUUGUUUGUGCUUGCCCCAGCAUCCCUACCUCUUACAUUGAGGUGUAAAAUGUAAUUGUUUUAUUCUGACUGCCCUGGAGUGGUAUAAUGGUAUUCAUGAACAACAACCUUGCUAAACAUAACGAUUAAACUAGCCAAAUCAGUGACUCGAAGUGUUUUCAUUCUUUUUAAGGUAAUUCUAGUACAAAGUACAGAAGCUCAUUAGCAUAACUACUUUUAAUGGUUAAACUGCCAGUUACGCAGGCUUACCUAUACCGUACAGGUUAUAAAGUUGUUGUCUCGGAGAAUGGAUUUUAAGGUCAUUUUUCAUAUUUUACGAUCAUGCACCGGAUCCAGCGUAGAUUAUGUUCGAACACGCAGACGUGGUGUGUCUCUGAGCUAACUGAUCAAGAUCCAAUCCAUGGCACCUUAUAUCCCUAUUUUAUUCUUUAGACCAUGCGAGUUUCCGGAAUGUGAAAAUUGGGACGUGGUACAUCGAUGCGUUGGUUGAAAUAUUCAGUCAUUACCACAAAGAUGAAG